CACCAGCUUUUAGUUUGAGCUUAAUUUUCUUUGUAUGAACCCCCAGGAAAUUCUAAGUGAAGUUAUUGAGUCUGUUGUUCUCAUGUCUUGCUGCAUUAUUCUAAAAAAAAAUUGGAUGAACCAUACUUCAUAUGAGCAAAUACAAUCUUGUCUUGUGGCUAUAUUAGUGUUGGAGGUUUCAUUUGUGAGAGCAGCUCAUCACUGAAAAUAUUGGAAAAAAUUGGUGGACUUUCACAGAGAAAAACGACAGACUUAAUCUUUUGAGUGAGUAUCAGAGGAUUACGUUUUCUUCACAACAAUUGAUACAUUGGCCAAGGGGUGUUUGGUUCAACAGUGAGCAAUAAUAGGAUUAGGAAUCCCAUAUUUUUUAUGGUUUCCUAGCUAAUCCAUAAAAAAAUUUAAGAUAAUUUUAUGUUGUCAUGGAAUUUUUUUUUUUCAUUUCUAUGUUUGUUUCAUAACAUGAAAAAAUAGAAUCCAGCUUUAUAGAAAUCCCCCAAUUCUUAUUCUUUAGUUUGGUUUGAAAUGAAAAUAGGAUUUGGUCUCUAAAAUAUACGGUUUGUGAAGAAACGUAAUCCGAAAAAAAGAGAGGGAGAAUAGUACAAAUGUGUCACCUUUCUGCCCCAAAUCCGCCCAAAUCAUUAGGAUUUGGGUUUCUAUAAAAUCAACAUACUUUUUCAACUUCGUAGAUUCCGAAAUCUAUAAAUUUUUGGGGAACCAAACUCAAGAAUAGGAUUCAUAAAGAAUCAUUUAUUACAAUUUUGUCAUUGUCAGACCCCAAAUCCUAUUCAUCUAUACUACUUCUAAAAGAGAAAACAAAUGUCAAAACUUUUGCAUACCCAUUUUACCCUUUACAAAUUUCAUAAAUCUAAUUUUAUCCUAUAUUUUAUCCUUCUUUUCCCUAUUUUGCCCCUUUCCUGUAAUCUUUGUUUAUUAAAUAGUAUUAAUAUUAUUAGAUGUUAUUUAUACUAGGUUAAUUGAAAAGCAAAACAUAAUUACUCAGCUACCUUUCCUAUCCUAUCCCAUCCUAUCCUCUUUCAUAACGCCCAGCACUCUUUCUUCCAUAUGUUAUCCGCUCUCUCCCCUACUCCUCUCCCUCUCUCUUUCUCUAAAAAUUAAUUCGACGUUUGGCCUCCUCGCUUUAGGUGCCUCCGUUUCUCAAUGACAACGCUCUCUCUAUAUUCCUCCUUAAUCGCUCUCUCCUCGGCCCCUCUUUCUCAUCUCUCUCUAAAUUAUUUCGACGAUCGAUCUCCUCACUUCAAUUUCUUUCGUUUUCAACCGUUGACAAUGUAUACGUCCUUCCCUCAGAAGAUUCUUCCGUUACUAUAAUUGGUAAUAACUGCCAGGGCUUUCUGAUCCCCAUCCCCAUCACCAAUCCCCAAAGACUAAAAUUUAGGUUAUUUUGUGCCCAUCCCCAUCACCAAUCCCCAAAGACUAAAAUUUAGGUUAUUUUGUGAUUCUAUAAAUACAUACUGCUUCAACUUUGAUGGAGCAAAGAAGGUGUUUAUUUCCAAUUGGUCCGAGAUUGAUAGGAGAAGUAGAAAGCUAUCAAGUGUCUCAGAAUAUCCAUUCUCGACCAAAUGCCUUUGAUAUGUCCAACCAAAUCCCUUUGAUUGGAGAUGUUAUUUCUGUCCAGCCCCCUGCAAUUUGGUUGAAUGUUCAGCUUGGGAAUAAUCUGAACAUGCGCUUUGCAUUUUGGGGAGAAUCGAUUUUGAUGCUCCCUUUUGCUAUUCUAGGCUUAAUCAUGAAGCCUUUAGAGCUAAAAGGUUUUGGUUCGUGCAAAUUUCCGAAAGAAAAAGGAUAUGGGGAAAUGACUAUUCUUGUGGUUGAAGAUAUGGCAAUCUAAGCAGGGAAUAUAGAUACCUCUUCUGGAUAGAAAAUUUUGAACAUUACCAGUUGAAGUGAAUGGAACAAGUUCUUUGUGGACAAAGAUGGAAAAGUCAUGGAAAGAUAUGCUCCGACAACAUCACCUUUGAAAAUGGAGGAAUUUAAGUGCCUUCUUUGAGGGACUAUAUUGCUCGUGAUGCGAGUAUGUGAUCUUAUGUACGCAUAAAGGGAUGCUUCUUCUAGAAAACUUGUAUAUUGCUGGAAAUUCAUUAGCUUUUCGUUGUAUGUGAGAAAUAUUGUUUAUUUUAAUUAUUGGCUUUCAACAAUAAAGCUAUGUUUGCAAGCUAUCAUGUUAA
Messenger RNA from Asparagus officinalis (garden asparagus), 2180 nucleotides. RefSeq lists its product as uncharacterized. The transcript is spliced from 8 exons. Lineage: Eukaryota; Viridiplantae; Streptophyta; Magnoliopsida; Asparagales; Asparagaceae. Bases 1484 to 1843 code for a protein of 119 amino acids. The record is from RefSeq and is a predicted model, not a curated record.